This is a messenger RNA of Penicillium hordei, 1293 nucleotides long. RefSeq lists its product as uncharacterized. Bases 1 to 1293 code for a protein of 430 amino acids. Gene Ontology annotation, molecular function: NAD binding; oxidoreductase activity; NADP binding. Lineage: Eukaryota; Fungi; Ascomycota; Eurotiomycetes; Eurotiales; Aspergillaceae. The transcript has 3 exons. The record is from RefSeq and is a predicted model, not a curated record.
AUGUCCAAACCCUCAAUCGGCUUCGUCGGCCUAGGCGCCAUGGGCUUCGGGAUGGCCACACAUCUCGUGAAAGAGGGCUACCCGGUCCACGGCUUCGACGUAUUCCCAGCCUCAGUAGAGCGCUUCAAGGCCGCAGGCGGGAUCCCAGCGUCCUCACUACAGGACUCAGCAAAGGAAAAGGAUUUCUAUGUUUGCAUGGUAGCUUCAGCGCCGCAGGUGCAGAGUGUUCUUUUCGGUGAUGAUGCCCUCCCCAAAAAUGCAACCCUCCUCCUCUGUUCCACCGUCCCAGCAUCCUACGCCCAAUCUGUCGCCGCGGAGCUCGCCUCCAUCGGCAGAAGCGACAUAUCCUUCAUCGACGCACCCGUAUCCGGUGGCGCGCUCCGCGCCGCAGCCGGCACAUUGUCAAUCAUGGCCGGUGCUCCAGAUGCCGCGCUAGAGAAUGGCCGGUUCCUGCUGCAGGAGAUGUCGGACGCUAAUAAGCUGUACCUUGUCCCCGGCGGGAUUGGCGCAGGUAGUAAUAUGAAGAUGGUGCACCAGGUGCUGGCAGGUAUCCAUAUUCUGGGUGCUAGUGAAGCUCAGGGCUUCGCGGCGCGACUGGGGUUAGAUGCUGUGAAGACGGCUGAGGCGAUUAAAUCCAGUCCGGCUUGGAGUUGGAUGCAUGAGAAUCGGUUGCAGAGGAUGUUGGAUGAGGAUUGGCAUCCGGGUGCUAGUGCUUUGACUAUUAUUCUUAAGGAUGUGGGGAUUAUCACGACCUCUGCACGGCAAAGUCAAUUCCCGACUCCGCUAUGCUCCACUGCUGAACAGGUUUAUUUGUCUGCUUUGCUACAGGGCUAUGGGCCGGUGGAUGACUCGUCUAUGGUGCGACAGUACUUUGCUGAGCCGAUUACGAAGGUCUCUUCUACUAAGGCUGAGGAGGAGACGGCGGAGGCGUUGCAGCUGGUGUUGGAUCUGAUGGAGGUGACUAACCUCGUUGCGGCUGCGGAGGCUAUUUCGUUUGCGCGCUAUCUCAAAGUCGAUUUGAAGCAGUUUUAUACUCUUGUUGCCGAUGCUGCUGGUGCUAGUCGGCAAUUCAUGACGAAGGGGUUGGAGAUUAUUGAGGGACUUGGACAGGAUGUGAGUGGGGAGACCGUUGAGGGUGCUACUGCUCGUCUAGAGAAGGCUGUGCAGAAGGCUCGUGAUCUUCACUGUCCUUUGAAUCUUGGUAAUGCUGCUUUGAGUGUGUUGUUCAUGGCGAAGAAGUCUGGGUUAGGGGCUGAGGGGAGUGCCAGUGUGGUAAAGGCUUUUGAAAAUUAG